Glycine soja is the source of this 3177-nucleotide messenger RNA. RefSeq names its product probable serine/threonine-protein kinase At1g54610. Gene Ontology annotation, molecular function: cyclin-dependent protein serine/threonine kinase activity; ATP binding; RNA polymerase II CTD heptapeptide repeat kinase activity. Gene Ontology annotation, biological process: protein phosphorylation; positive regulation of transcription elongation by RNA polymerase II. The coding region runs from base 850 to 2940 and encodes 696 amino acids. Lineage: Eukaryota; Viridiplantae; Streptophyta; Magnoliopsida; Fabales; Fabaceae. The record is from RefSeq and is a predicted model, not a curated record. The transcript has 8 exons. Gene Ontology annotation, cellular component: cyclin-dependent protein kinase holoenzyme complex; nucleus.
CAGAACUCAACGACCAAUAUAGAGGCUUUGAACACAAAACUAAAACCAAUCGUUCUUUGACAGAAGGAACAUACAUGGUGGAGGGACAGAGAGUCACAACACUACACUAUAUGGAAUCAUCAUGCAUCAAUAUCAUCACUAGAGAAUAGAGAUAUAAAGAGAGAGAAAGUGUGAGAGAAAGAGAGAAAGAGAGAAAGUGUGAGAGAAAGAGAGAAAGUGGAGUCUUUUGACUGAGCCUAGCCUGCAAAAGCCGUCUAAGGUUGUUGUCUGGUUGAUGAUAAUGUUUCUUUUUAAUGUCUGAAUACGCGUUGAACUUUCAAACGUACCACCACCACACUAUUUUUUUAGUUAGCCUUCUGAUCCAUUUUCACCCUUAACCUUAAUCCCAAUUCAAAGGUCCAAUUAGUCUUUUUCCUUUUAUUUUUUUAAAUGAUGGUUUAUAAAUUGCAUUAGUCUCUGAGUGUUUUUAUUGCUUGAAUUUCCUCUCCUUUAUGGAGCAAUGAUUCCUUUAUGACAGUUUGCGAUUUUUGUCGGAGGGUUAUGAAUUGUGGGUUUGAUUCAAGUUUGCUUCUUUGGAAUUGGGUCGGGUUGGAAUCUUCCAGUAUUGGAGUUUUGGUAUCUGAUUUUGAAUUGGGUAUGUGCGUAUGAAGGAAAGUUUUCAUCUUUGCUUUUGAAUAGAGAAAAAAAAAAAAAAACAAAAAACAAAGAAGGUACUGUGUGGUGGGUGAGUUUUUAGUUUUUAUGAGUUUUGGUGGAGUUGGUAGAAGAUGUGUUUGCUGGUGAACGGUGAUCCUACUUUUUGAAGGAUAAUAUUGUUGUAUAGUUGAUGUGAUAUCUUUGUGCUCCAACAUGGGUUGCAUAUGUUCUAAGAGUUCAGCUAUAGAGGACAGCAAGGAAAGUGUCACUAAGAAAUUUCAAUCGUAUAGCACACGGCCUUCAGAGUUGAAUGUUUUACGGUUGAAUUCAACUAGGAGGGUUGAUGAGGGUGGGGUGAAAGAUGUGUUAAUAGAUGGUGGUCAUGUGAAGGGUUCAUUGAUUGAAAGGAAGGCCAAUGGUUCAGGGCAGUUGUAUGGUGAUCAUCAUGAUGUGAAGAAGAAAUUAGAGAAGCCGGGAUUGACUGUCGUGGAUCAUAUCGGCCCUGGAAGGGUUCCAAAGGCUAUAGAAGGAGAGCAAGUUGCGGCAGGAUGGCCGGCAUGGCUUUCUUCUGUUGCUGGUGAAGCUAUUAAGGGAUGGAUACCACGUAGUGCAAAUACUUUUGAGAGGUUACAUAAAAUUGGGCAAGGAACUUACAGUACUGUAUAUAAGGCACGGGAUGUGAUUAACCAAAAGUUUGUAGCAUUGAAGAAAGUACGCUUUGACAAUCUGGAUCCCGAGAGUGUCAAGUUUAUGGCAAGGGAAAUCCAUGUUCUGCGUAGGCUUGACCAUCCAAACAUAAUUAAAUUGGAGGGCUUGAUUACAUCACGAAUGUCUCGCAGCCUGUACCUUGUUUUUGAGUAUAUGGAGCAUGAUCUUACGGGACUUGCAUCAAAUCCUGAUAUUAAGUUCUCUGAACCACAGCUGAAAUGCUACAUGCAGCAACUUCUUAGUGGAUUGGAUCAUUGCCAUAGUCAUGGUGUCCUCCAUCGUGACAUAAAGGGCUCAAAUCUUCUCAUUGACAAUAAUGGAGUUUUAAAGAUUGCUGAUUUUGGUUUGGCAAGUUCUUAUGACCCUCACCACAAUGUUCCAUUGACAAGCCGAGUAGUAACUCUAUGGUAUAGACCACCAGAACUUUUACUUGGAGCCAAUCAUUAUGGGGUUGCAGUGGAUUUAUGGAGCACUGGUUGCAUACUGGGGGAACUAUAUACUGGAAGGCCAAUUUUGCCUGGAAAAACGGAGGUUGAGCAGUUGCAUCGGAUUUUUAAACUUUGUGGCUCACCAUCUGAUGACUAUUGGCUUAAAUUGCGGUUGUCACAUUCAACAGUAUUCAGGCCGCCACACCAUUAUAGGAAAUGUGUUGCAGAUACAUUUAAGGACUACCCAUCUACCGCGGUAAAGCUUAUAGAGACCCUACUUUCUGUAGAGCCAGCACAUCGAGGGUCUGCAGCAGCUGCUCUGAAAAGUGAGUUCUUUACGUCAGAGCCUCUGCCUUGUGAUCCAUCAAGUUUACCAAAAUAUGCUCCCAGCAAGGAGAUUGAUGCUAAAUUACGGGAUGAAGCCAGAAGGCAAAGAGCUGUUGGAGGUAGGGAACAAAAAGUUGCCUCAGGAGUUGGACAGGAAAAAGGGCAUAGAGCAAAUGUUGCAACAAAAGACAAUGCUGACCCAGGCUUAUUGGUGCAGCAAGGACGUUAUUCCAGCUCAAGGAACCAAAGUGAAUUAUCCAACCCUCAUAGAGGAACGGUGUCUGGAAUUCUGGUUUUCCCUCACAAACAGUCAGAAAAAGAAAUGGAUAAUAAUUUCUCUGGGCAUAUCUAUAAGAGGCCUUCACAUUCCGGCCCAUUGGUUCCUGGUUCUGUCUGGGCAAAAGGCAGGAAGGAAGUUGAUGAUGUACCUCCUGUUUCAAACAGAGUGAACCUAUCAAAACUAUCUGGGCUAGUGGCAUCUAGGACUUUGCCUGAAGAUCAGGAGGUUAAACCGGUUCACUUGCACCACAGAAAACCAAUUGAAGUAAGAAAAUCUGUGGAGUCAACUAAUGGAUCAGAGUCAAGAAGAAGGCAGGAUCAAAAACGGAUUGUUGAUCUCAAUCAAAUUGAAAGUAGAAGGGUCGCGGCUGAAAAAUCAACUCCGGGCGGGCGCGAGUCCAUGGGAAACAAGAUAUACCUCUCAGGUCCAUUAAUGGUUUCGUCAAGCAACAUGGAUCAGAUGCUCAAAGAUCAUGACAGAAAGAUCCAAGAGUUUUCAAGACGAGCGAGAAUCGACAAGUCAAGAGCAAGAGGUGAGAAAGUUCGUGCUCUGCGGAAGUAGUCGAAUUCGAUAAACUAUUUCUGAUGUUCAGCUGCUUACAUAUUUUUAUGACACCAUUUAUUUAUCUCAAACCUAAUGAGAGAAAGGAGCGGGGAGAGGAAGAUAGUGUAUUCAAUCUUACUGUAGCAUAUAUAAUGUAAAUUGCAGGCUUUAUAAGAAGAGAUUGAUCUUUCUUCAACUCUUCAUGUUUCACCCUUAUAUAAAAUAUAAGCAAUUCAAUUUAUUAUGUUCUUUCCA